CCACGACAGUGAAAGCUAUAGCUCUCAGCUCUCUCUAUAUAUACAUCCAAAGUGUAACAUAGGCUCACACCAACUAAUACACACUCUUUGAACAAACUAGCUAGGUCAGAAAUAGAGGAACAUGCCUUGCCUUUAUAUCACCACCAACCUUAACUUAGAUGGAAUUGACACUCAUCCCAUCUUUUCUGAAGCCACCACUGCUGUCUCUUCGAUCAUCGGCAAACCACAAAAGUUUGUGAUGGUGAUAUUGAAGUCCUCAGUGCCAAUAUCAUUUGAGGGUAACAAGGAACCAGCAGCAUAUGCUGAGAUAGUUUCAAUGGGUGGCAUAGAUUCAGAAGUGAAGAGGAAGCUGAUUGCUACCAUUGGAACUAUAUUGCAGUCCAACCUUUCUAUCCCAAGAACACGAUUUUUCCUCAAAGUCUUUGAUACCACUGCGUUUCGUACCAACUCCAAAAUCUAGUUAAUGCUUACGUAUUCCAUCUGCCAAUAAUAAUCCUCAUGCACUGUGCUUUAAAAUCAUCAUCGAUCAACAUUAUUAAUUCCUUUUAAACGUGCUUGUAUGCUUAUUAUUAUUAUUAUUAUUAUUAUUUAUAUUUUUCAUUUGCUGUGCUA
Cajanus cajan (pigeon pea) is the source of this 612-nucleotide messenger RNA. RefSeq lists its product as uncharacterized. NCBI's taxonomy places the organism in Eukaryota, Viridiplantae, Streptophyta, Magnoliopsida, Fabales, Fabaceae. The record is from RefSeq and is a predicted model, not a curated record. Gene Ontology annotation, molecular function: phenylpyruvate tautomerase activity.